This is a messenger RNA of Nothoprocta perdicaria, 1746 nucleotides long. RefSeq names its product isovaleryl-CoA dehydrogenase (gene IVD). Lineage: Eukaryota; Metazoa; Chordata; Aves; Tinamiformes; Tinamidae. Gene Ontology annotation, biological process: L-leucine catabolic process. The transcript is spliced from 12 exons. Gene Ontology annotation, molecular function: 3-methylbutanoyl-CoA dehydrogenase activity; flavin adenine dinucleotide binding. Gene Ontology annotation, cellular component: mitochondrion. Bases 114 to 1229 code for a protein of 371 amino acids. The record is from RefSeq and is a predicted model, not a curated record.
CGCUGGGACUGCCGCCGCUGCUGUCGCUGUCACCGCGGCGGCGCUGCGCGGGGCUCGCCGUGGACGACACCGUGAACGGGCUGAGCGACGAGCAGCGGCAGCUUAGGCAGACCAUGACAAAGUUCUGUCAGGAGCAUUUGGCUCCAAAGGCCCAACAAAUUGAUCAGGAGAAUGAAUUCAAAGACAUGCGGGCAUUUUGGAAGAAACUUGGGGAGCUGGGAGUUUUGGGGAUCACAGCUCCUGCAAAAUAUGGUGGCUCUGCUAUGGGGUAUCUGGACCACGUGCUGGUGAUGGAGGAAGUUUCACGUGCAUCAGCAGCUGUCGGACUCAGUUAUGGUGCCCACUCAAACCUUUGCAUUAACCAGCUAGUGCGGAAUGGCAACGAAGCACAGAAAGAGCAGUAUUUACCCAAGCUAAUCAGUGGGGAGCACAUUGGAGCACUAGCAAUGAGUGAGCCCAAUUCUGGAUCUGAUGUUGUCUCCAUGAGGCUGAAGGCAGAUAAAAAAGGUGACUAUUUUGUUUUGAACGGGAACAAAUUUUGGAUCACCAAUGGACCAGAUGCAGAYGUGCUCAUUGUUUAUGCUAAAACUGACCUUAAUGCUGUCCCAGCCUCCCGAGGUAUAACUGCAUUCAUUGUGGAAAAGGGAAUGCCAGGUUUCAGCACAGCCCAGAAGCUUGACAAGUUGGGCAUGAGGGGGUCUAAUACUUGUGAACUGAUCUUUGAAGACUGCAAGAUCCCAGCCAAAAACAUCUUGGGGCAGCUGAGCAAAGGAGUCUACGUUCUGAUGAGCGGCUUGGACCUGGAGAGGCUUGUGCUGUCUGGUGGGCCGCUGGGGCUCAUGCAAGCUGUUCUUGAUCAUGCAUUUCCAUACCUCCAUGCAAGAGAAGCRUUUGGACAGAAAAUUGGCCACUUCCAGCUCAUGCAGGGCAAGAUGGCAGACAUGUACACCCGCCUCAUGGCCUGUCGACAGUACGUCUACAAUGUGGCCAGGGCCUGCGACCAAGGCCACUUCAACGCCAAGGACUGUGCUGGAGUGAUUCUCUWCUCAGCGGAGUGUGCUACCCAGGUAGCCCUGGAUGGGAUUCAGUGCCUCGGUGGGAACGGAUACAUCAACGACUACCCCAUGGGGCGAUUCCUGCGUGACGCCAAGCUCUAUGAGAUUGGGGCAGGCACCAGCGAAGUGCGCAGGCUUGUCAUCGGCCGGGCGUUCAAUGCUGCUUUUAAGUAACGCCAACCCCUGGAGCAACAGUACCCUGGCUACCUCAAGGCCUUUGGCUGGAGAGCUGGGACGCACAACAGCCUCUUCCCACUCGUGAUCUGGGAUGGUUCUUUGGGCACUUCUUUUCCUGUCCACCCUGUGAAGAGAUGCUGCUGCUUUGAGCUUUGAAGACAGAAUCAGACUGUAGGAGAGAAGGAAAAAUAAUGGAGCUUUCUUUUAUUUUUUUCUCUCCUUCUCAUGAGCAGCCUGAUUCAUCCUGUUCAUAAGCCAUCCAGAUUCUCAGUGCUGCAGAGCUGAGGUUAUCCCAGGGGCAUAUGAACACAGCAUCUCGAACACGAUGCCUGGAAGAGGCGGCAGCCGUUGCUGAGUAUGGAAAGUCAAUCCAAAAACAACAACACAACCAGGCUUGGGAGACAUUUUUCCCUCUAGAAAAACUCCAAGGGCCAUUAAAUAGCUCACAGUAGCAUGCUCCUGUUUGGGAGAGGAAUUUCCCAUUGCGACAUUCCARUGGGAUUAAUUGCUUCCA